CUUAUGUGUUAACAAUCUGACUUCUAAUUAAUUAUCCAUUUUAUCUUUUUAUCUGAUUUACCCUUUAACAUUACCGGCAAUCUCAAACUGCCACAGCCGAAAGAGGUCCACCAAAGCAAGACGUUGUAGCACCAGUGGUCUUCGUUGGAUGCUCCCAGAAGGACUUCGUCGCUGGGAUUGACUCAGGCCAUUCACUUUCCUUUCCCCUUUCAGAACUGCAGAUCAAGCAACAAGAGCAGAUAUCAUGUCCGACCACCCUGUACUUCGAUACAUCCCUGCUGGAACUUGGGCUUUAGUGGAACCCCUUGUGUCCGACCGGGCUAAAACGUUGCUUGUAACCCUCAUUGAUUUCCUUGAAAAUGAUGUGAUCCCGUCAGAAGCCCUCUACUAUGCUCAACUUCCAGCCGACCCUGCUACCCGCUGGCAAGCCAUCCCCCAAGCGCUGGAGAAUCUUAAGAUUAAGGCAAAGACGCUCGGCUUGUGGAACCUUUGGUUGAGUGGAGGAGAUUUUCAAGGAAUGGCUGGUGGUGAAGGUGGAGGACUCACCAAUCUCGAGUAUGCCAUAAUGGCAGAAAUCAUGGGUCACUCGAUAGUUCUUGCCCCUCAAGCUACCAACUGCUCGGCCCCUGAUACCGGCAACAUGGAAGUACUUGCCAGAUUCGGGACGCAAGAGCAAAAGAACAGGUACCUGGUGCCACUUUUGAACGGAGAUAUCAGAAGCAGCUUUGCAAUGACAGAAUACGGAGUGGCUUCAUCCGAUGCUACUAACCUCCGCAACACCCAAGCCACUUCCAUGUCUUCAAGCACCCUCUCGUUGUCAGGACAUAAAUGGUGGAUCUCAGGUGCGGGCGAUCCUCGAACAUCUGUUCAUAUAGUGUUGGCCGUUACCGAUCCCAAGAACCCGUCAGCAUACAAGCGACAUUCACUGCUGCUUGUCGAACCGAAGCAGAAGGGUGUAAAGAUUGUACGGCCGAUGAUGGUGAUGGGAUACGAUGAUGCACCAGAAGGGCACUGCGAGGUCAUAUACGAUAACGUGGAAGUGGAUCUUGUCAAGGGCCUCGUGGGUGGCAAGGAAGGGCUAGGAAGGGGGUUUGAGAUGCUACAGGCGAGACUCGGACCUGGAAGACUUCAUCACUGCAUGCGUUCGUUAGGUAUCGCUUCUAGGGCUCUUGAUUUGCUGCUCCAGCGAGUUUCCGACCCCGCAAGGAAGACGUUUGGGAAGUUUUUGCGAGAACAUGGAACGGUGUUAGCAGACAUCGCACACUCCCGAGCAGAGAUUGAUCAAUCACGAUUGCUCGUCCUUGCUGCUGCUCGUCAGAUUGACGUGGCUGGUGCCAAGGGCGCCUUGCAGGACAUUGGUAUCUCCAAGUUUACCGUCCCCAAGAUGGCCCUACAAGUCGUUGAUCGUGCGAUGCAAGUCCAUGGCGCGGAAGGGCUAUCACAAGACCAACCCCUGGCAUCAUGGUACGCUCAGUUGCGAACCUUGCGCUUCGCAGAUGGUCCUGAUGAGGUACACAUUCAGCAAAUCGGUAAGCGUGAGCUUAAGAGAGUAGAAGAAUUGCAGAGUAGGACGGAGAAAAUUAGAAGGAAAAGUGAGAAACUACUGAAAGAAGGUGGCAAGGAAAGAGCGAAGCUGUAAUUUUGCUUUGGCCACCUUAGUCGAGGUAUUCAGAAGUUGUCGAAGAAGAUUAGCCCCAUCUUUAUCUUGUAAUCAUUGUCACCAAAGAAGAGAAGAAAGCAUGUAUCAUAUAA
Cryptococcus deneoformans JEC21 is the source of this 1752-nucleotide messenger RNA. RefSeq names its product acyl-CoA dehydrogenase, putative. The coding region runs from base 245 to 1639 and encodes 464 amino acids. The transcript has 9 exons. The record is from RefSeq and is a predicted model, not a curated record. Lineage: Eukaryota; Fungi; Basidiomycota; Tremellomycetes; Tremellales; Cryptococcaceae. Gene Ontology annotation, molecular function: oxidoreductase activity, acting on the CH-CH group of donors; flavin adenine dinucleotide binding.